GCGGCGCGCCAGCUCAUUCAUGUUGAAUCAAAGUGAUGCGCCAAUCCAGCUUGGGCUGGCACUAAUGUACGUUUUGUCUCAACCACGUCCCCUGGUUCCUAAAAAAGGUUGGCGAUCGCAGUGUGCGAACGGGAAACAGAGCGCAGCCAAACACCACCAAAUGCAUGAAAGCGCCUUGCUGGAGCGCGUCACCUGCUUCUUGCUGACAGCGAGCCCGUUGUAUCUUUCGCACGCUGGUACCAUUAGCAGGGAUGUGACGCCGUAAGCGACGCUUCUGCCACGGGAAACUUCAUCCGCUACAAAUGGGGAGCUGAGAGCCUUUUCGGAGCGGAGGAAAGGAAGUUAUUAAGGAAAAGUUGUGCGGAAAUGUCUGUGAAAUCCAGCGCGGUUUUGCUCAACGACACGGAUGGCCAAGACAUGAUGGAUUUCCCUGAAGUUAAAAAGCAUAUGAACUUAGUUCUUUUCGGUCUAUCCUUUGUCAUUGCCUUCGUUACUUUGGUGGGAGGCGUGUGUUCCCUCAUAUUUUUGCUCAAGAUGCGACGAAAGACGUCGCUUUCUCUCAUAGUGGCUUCCAUGUCCAUUGACGACCUGAUCAGCGUCAUCCCGGUGUCGCUCUUCAUCCUGGGUCAGUGGCAGGGGCACCGCGCUGGGAGCGCGUCCUGCACGCUGUCCGCUCUUCUCUACGUAUUCCAGGGUGUGUCCAGCAAUAUGAAAGCCUCUCUCAUUGUCGCCUACACUUUCUGCGUUACACGGCGCUUCACAGUGUUUCGAUGUGCCCGAAGACCGUUGAUCGUAUGGUGGGCGAUAGCUGCGGUGUGGGUCGCCAGCCUGGCAGUCAGCCUGCUGCCCGUGUGCGGCUGGGGAUCCUUCUCGCAGACAUCUCUGGGAUGCUUUGCGGAGGGCAGCAGUUCUUACGCGUUGCUCCUUUUCGUGCUGUACUCGCUGAGCUUUUGCGGCUUUGUCGCAUUUUCCAUCCCUCUUACCUACCAGCUGCUGUGCUCCGGGGAACCCGAGAAGGAGUUUCACCCUAACUACGGGGGAUCGGCUGCAGACGGAUCGUCCCCGCUCUGCCACAUCCCCUCUCUGUCCCGAGAUAGUCUAGAGAAAAGUUUGGAGACUUUCAGCGAGAUUAAUUCCGAGCCUGUCGGUUUGAACAGCCACACCUGUCCGACGUCUGCGGCUCAAAACAGCGGAAAGGAGGCAGCGCUAAACUCCGCAAACUCCACUCAGGUGUUUGCGCAAAAGCGCUUUUCCUUCAUCAUGGCGAUGGUUCGCAUCCUUUUGUGGAUGCCGAUGAUGGUACAGAUCCUAGUGAGUCACGUUGUUCAGGUACGGAGCCCCGUCUUCGAGACACCCAGCUUCUUCCUGACCUUACUGUCUGCCACCAUCACGCCGCUUUUCUUCUUAUCCAAACGCUGGGUUCAUCUGCCCUGCGGAUGUUUCAUCAACUGUCGGCGAGACGUGGCCCCGCAGCCGUCUGCUGGGAAAAAGAGGGGAUUUGAAUUUAACUUGUCAUUCCAGCAAGGUUAUGGAAUUUAUAAGAUUUCCCAGGCAAAGCUGCCCACGACGGAGACACCCCCAUACCACAGCUUGUUUGACUAUGAGUGCACUGAGAGCAAACCUGCUGCAGUGGGAGGUGGGCUCAUUUCAAGGGGCCCAAGUGAUGACUUUAGGAUCGCAGCUGAGGACAGCUCUCAGGGCUGGGGCAGGCGGGCAGUUGCCCCCCGCGAGGCCUCGUCAGACGGCUAUGGGCCCGGUCCUGGCUCGGCCCCCGGGCCGACUGCAGAGGACCACAAUCUAGACAACUCAUCAGUGUUCGAGGGCCCAGAACGAAGGCUUUCCCACGGGGGAAGCCGGAAAAUGGAGCUGAGCGACUGGGAGUGGUGUCGGAGCAAAUCGGAGAGGACGCCGCGGCAGAGGUCCAGCGGUGGGCUGUCCAUUCCACUGUGUGCCUUCCAGGGCACCGUGUCCCUCCACGCCCCCACAGGGAAGACGCUGUCCCUGUCUACUUAUGAGGUCAGCAGUGACGGACUCAAAAUAUCCCCAAACAACAAGAAGGUGGAGGUGUACCGAUCCAAGUCUGUGGGCCACGAGCCCCGGACGGAGGAGCCUGCUGAUAGCACCACUGGCGACACCAACGUGAAGAUCCACCUGGAGGUGCUGGAGAUCUGCGACAAUGAAGAGGCUAUGGACAGCGUCUCCAUCAUCUCCAACAUCAGCCAGUCCUCGGCACACGCCCGGUCACCGUCGCUGCGCUACUCCCGCCGAGAGAACCGCUUUGUGUCCUGUGACCUGGGAGAGACAGCAUCCUACUCUUUGCUCAUCCCCACCAACAACCCCGACUCUGACAUCAACAUCCACAUUCCUGACACGGUGGAGGCUCACCGCAGGAAUAGCCGAAAGCAGCACCAGGAAAGGUCCGGGUACCAGGAGGAGAUCCAGCUGCUGAAUGAGGCCUACAGGAAGCAGGAGGGGGCCCGAGACACCUAG
Brienomyrus brachyistius is the source of this 2490-nucleotide messenger RNA. Its product is annotated as probable G-protein coupled receptor 149. Gene Ontology annotation, molecular function: G protein-coupled receptor activity; neuropeptide binding. Gene Ontology annotation, cellular component: neuron projection; membrane. NCBI's taxonomy places the organism in Eukaryota, Metazoa, Chordata, Actinopteri, Osteoglossiformes, Mormyridae. The coding region runs from base 367 to 2490 and encodes 707 amino acids. The record is from RefSeq and is a predicted model, not a curated record. Gene Ontology annotation, biological process: neuropeptide signaling pathway. The transcript is spliced from 4 exons.